This is a messenger RNA of Ornithodoros turicata, 2683 nucleotides long. RefSeq names its product O-acyltransferase like protein-like. The coding region runs from base 165 to 2630 and encodes 821 amino acids. Lineage: Eukaryota; Metazoa; Arthropoda; Arachnida; Ixodida; Argasidae. The transcript has 15 exons. The record is from RefSeq and is a predicted model, not a curated record.
CUGCUGUUGAAUAUUACCGGGAGACGCGCUUCGGUUUGCGUGUAGCCCAAGCAGGAAAAGCAAAUAAGCAUUGUUCGUAAUUGAGACAUGACACACUCGCUGUGGUCAUCUGUAACGUCUGGGAAGUGGAACUCCACUGGUGUUUGUGGUCCUCGGCAUCUACAAUGGCUUCUAAACGGUCGACGGUUUCUGUGAGGUGUACUGCGGUGUGUAGUAUUGUGUUGGUUUCCGCGUUAUGGUGCGUGUCCGGACAAGAGUUCUCGGAGGUGGGCGCUGUUGAGCCGCGCCAACCGAAGCGUGUGGAACUGCUCACAGAAGCGCCGCCCGAGGACGCAACUGUGAAGGAUUUUGAGGAAGAGUUGAACAGUGUGCUGGGCGGACUGCUGGCCAAGGCACUGCCCGCUGCUUCCAAGUUCCUCGGUAGCGAGUACUUGACGCCCAGGUGUACCAGUGCGUUGCUCAAGACGUCCUUGGCUCUCCGGAAUAAGGAUGCAUGGGCUCUACGAUUGUCUACGUCGUCCGGAGGGAUUCCUGCAAAUCUCUUCGAAGGCGGCACAGCCAGCUUGGGCAGCUUCCAACAGUGCGUCAAUGCUCGGGCCCACGACCCUGCUGGCAGGGAAGAUUUUAAGGGCAUGUACUGCAGUCUCUACCUGCAGCCUCCUGAGUCAUUCACGCAACGCAUGACGGCGAGGCUCAACGCAAUCGGCCAAUGGGAGGGCCGGAAGAAUCAAAGUGCGUGGAACAAACACCCGAGAGGACACUUCGCCGGUUACCGAAUCGGUUUGUGUGCGCCGUCUGCUUGCGAAGAAGAAGAAAUCGACUACGUCGUACAGCUGUCACUUGAAGACUACGGCGCCAAUACUACCGUUAGAAGAUGUGUAACGGACGAUCCUCAGCCAAUCCUGUUGCUUCACAUUCUCAUAUUUGUCUUCAUUGCCGUCUCUGUGGGAACCGUUUUCCUCGGCACGUGUUUGGAACUGUACGAUAUCAACUACAGGAUCAAGUACCCGGAGAAGCCCAUACUAGCAUUGCCAGCUCGCAUGCUUCUAUGUUUCUCAUGCAUCCGCAACUUAAAAAAACUCACCAGCACUCGAGUAGAGAAACAAUCACUGGAAGAGUCCCUGCAGUUCAUCUGUGGCAUCAAGGUAGCCAUGACCCUGUGGGUCAUCCUUGGAAACGCGUACCUGACCACGCAGUGGGACACAUUCGAUAACGGCAACGCAGCUAUCGACUUGCCGAGGACGGUGCCCUUCCAGUUGGCUGCGAGUUCUUUCCUGGCACCGUCUACCUUCUUCUUUAUAAGCGGUUUCCUAGUCUGCUACAUCGCCAUGGUGAAUUCCGAGACAGUGUACGGCAGAAACUAUCUAGGCCUUUACGCCGUGAUGGUCAUCAGGAGGUACAUCAGAUUGACCGUGCCUGCAGUGCCCGUCCUGUUAUAUUUCUUCCUGUUUCCGCUCUUCAUAUCUGGCCCAAUGGCGAAGGACCUGAUGGACAGAGAAGUAAGCGGAUGCUACAAGAACUGGUGGUCUGUCCUGGGUCACGCCGUCAACUACGUGCCCUACGAAGAAAGGUGCUUGUCCCACCUGUGGUACAUCAGUAACGACAUGCAACUGUUCCUCCUUGGUGGCGCUGUCGCUAUUAUGUGCGUCAGGAGCGUAUUGUGGGCCGCAACCUUAGUCUUCGCGAUCGGAACCCUGGGUCCGUACGCUGCAGGUUACAUGACGGACAGUCUGAAUCUCUUUGCUGGAGCCACUGUUGCCCCCGAUGACAUCAAUCGAAGUAUUCGCACGUUGGACUGGGCGUUCACUAUGCCCUACUCCAAUGCUGGACCUUACCUCGCAGGGGCAACAUGCGCCUACAUGUCCGCCAGCUGGCCUAACAUCAAAUUCACACGGCCGGUCGAGAUUGUCUUCUGGAUGUGUUCAAUGGGCUGCAACCUGGUACUCGUGUUCAUGCCCCUGCUCUGGAACCUGAGCGACGAUCCGAAGAGGUACAGACUCCUAGAGGCCUUCUACGGGGGUGGUCAUCGACUCGUCUGGGGGAUUUCUUGGUCAUGGGUAUUCUACGCCUGCGUUACAGGAAGAGCAGGGCUCGUGAAAAGGGCACUGUCUUGGAAAGGAUUCUUGGUGCCCGCUCGGCUGACCUUUGGAGUUUACCUGGUUCACUAUUUAGUCUACGUCGCUCGUACUGGAGUGUCUACAACGACGCUGCAGCUCAACGAAUUUCUGCAGGUGAAGGACGCGCUGGGUGUCGCUGUCAUCAGCUACUUCCUUGCCCUUCUCCUCUACCUCCAAUAUGAAGCCCCGAUGAUGAACGGGUUGAAGCUGGCAUCCGACUUCAUUUCUUACACGUACGAAGAAUUCAAGAAAAGCCGUGCAGCCAAAAGAAAAGAGAAGGAGAUCAUCGAAGACACCAUAAUGGGUCCUACAAUCGUGCACUUUCCGGAUCCCAACGACCCGGGAUUAGAAAUGAUCAAGAUGGCCAGUAGGUCGAAUAGCAGACAAUCUUCCCUUGCCGGAUCUUUCUGUUCGUUGGGCAUCGGUGAAAGUGCAGUUCUGCCCGGGACUUCCGAUGUCGAUAUUGAUAUAGAUGAGCUGGAUAAGGCGGAUAAGGUGCAAGAACAUUUAUAGAUUUUCCUGUAAUAUAUAUAUUUUAAUACGAAUUAUAUCUUUGCUUAUGCAUA